GAGACUAUGGAGGGCUGUCAUCAACUUUGCAAGUUUCCUAUUGGCGGCGAAGAGAAGAUCUUAGAUAAAUACUUUCAACUCGGCCGUGUAACAUUUUACGGAUUCAGCAUGUUGGGCUUCUUUCUCGUGAUCGCCUUGUUGUUUCUCGUUCCUGUUGAAGAUGGCGCGCUUCCGGUCAGAGCACUGUACCCUUUCGACACGACUAAAUAUCCGUGGCACGCAGUCGGUUUCUUCGUGGAAGCCUGCGCCGUUUCUAUCGGAAUUACCGCUAUUAUAGGAAUGGACAGCUUGCACACUAAUCUUUGCAAUCUGUUCCUUGUGCAACUCGAGAUCUUGAACAUGCAUUUUCAGAACUGUAGCGGCGACGCUCUUAUCGAUAGACAAGUCUAUUUAGACGUCACUGAGCGAAGCUAUGCCUGCUACGGGAUCUUUUCUAAGGAUAAUUAUGAUCCGGAAAAAAUUUGCCACAGCGGUUUUACUAAGGUAUACAGAAGAUCCAUCCGCAGUCAUCAACGUCUUCUUGCCAUAAUAGACGACUUCAAUGAGGUGUUUAGCACUGGCAUGUUCAUUCAAAUGCUCUCGAGCACUUCGAUGAUUUGCCUAACCGGCUUCCAGGCCACCUUGGUAAGUCGUGAUAAGUCAAAGUGCCGUCACGGUCAAAUCGUGAUCAGUGACUUCGCUUUGUUUCGACCAGGUCACAGAUCAGAGCUCCAACAUCUGCAAAUUUACAAUCUAUCUGGCGGCGGCCGUCUCGCAGCUCUUUUACAUCUGUUGGGUGGGAAACGAGGUGAUGCACCAGAGCGCGUCGUUGACGCAAAGUCAAUGGCUUUCGGGAUGGAGCGACAAGCUUUCCGCUAAGACCGGACGUCUAUUAAUACUAUCCAUGAUAUUUUCAAAGAAAACAUUAAAUCUUAAGGCAGGUCUGUUCUACGUCUUAUCUAUGGAGACGUUUAUCG
Pseudomyrmex gracilis is the source of this 956-nucleotide messenger RNA. RefSeq lists its product as uncharacterized. Bases 7 to 858 code for a protein of 283 amino acids. NCBI's taxonomy places the organism in Eukaryota, Metazoa, Arthropoda, Insecta, Hymenoptera, Formicidae. Gene Ontology annotation, molecular function: odorant binding; olfactory receptor activity. The transcript is spliced from 3 exons. The record is from RefSeq and is a predicted model, not a curated record. Gene Ontology annotation, cellular component: plasma membrane. Gene Ontology annotation, biological process: sensory perception of smell; detection of chemical stimulus involved in sensory perception of smell.